CAAAGAAAGGAAGAUAAAACGCUGAAAUAACAAAAUAUCAACAUUCAGUGAUUGAUAUUGGGUGAUAUCUUGAAAUUUCCAUGUAUUCUUUUAUGAUAGAAGUACUUUAGACAUAAAAUCAUCUGGAUAGAUGGCUGAAAACCGUUAUAUAGUUGGCUAUGCCAAAUUGGGAACAUCAAGUUGCAAGAAAUGUAAACAGAAGAUAGAAAAGGGAGCCAUGAGAAUUGGUAAAGUUGUGUCCAAUCCAUUUAGUGAAGAUGGAGGGGACAUGAAACAGUGGUUUCACCCAGCAUGUAUUUUUGAAACAUUUGUACGAGCUAGAGCUACCACAAAAAAGAUUGAAGAUCCUGAUGAUUUGGAAGAUUUUAAAGAUCUGAAAGAUGAAGAUAAAGACAUGAUUAAACAGAUUAUUAAAGACUUUCAAGCUAAAGCUGGCACAAAAGCUAAGACCCCGGUGAAAAGAAAACCACCAGCUCAAGGUAAACUGCCCUUUUCACCAACUAAAACAAACACCACAUCUAAAGCAACAACAUCAACUGAUCAUACAGCAAAGCCAUCAACUAGUAAAAUAAAAGAUGAAAUUGAUGAUAAUCCUGAUGAUUCACCGGAAGCAGAGAAAGACAAUUCAUUUCGACAAUUUCGAAGAUUAUGUGCUGAAAUAGCUGAGGAAAACAGUUAUCUUGGUAAAACAAAGAUUGUGUCGGAUUAUAUUUGUAAAGGAAACAGUGGAGAUGGUUUUAAAGGAAGUUUAUAUUUGUUGAUAAAGUUGUUAUUACCUGGUGUUGUUAAAUCUGUUUAUAAUCUCAACAAUAAACAACUUGUUAAAUUAUUCAGUCAGAUUUUUGGAAGUCCUUUAACAGAAAUGGUUGAAGACCUAGACAAGGGAGAUGUAGCUGAAACUAUAAAAGAUUAUUUUGAACAGAGUUCUGUCCUAAUUCCACUGAAGAAAAGUUCUCUUUCAUUACAACAGGUUGAUUCAGUUUUAGAAGAAUUGUCAAAAGUGACGAAAGAAGAUGAACAACAAAAAAUAUUAACAAAAAUAGCUAAAAGAUGUACUUCAAAUGAUUUAAAAAUGGUAGUUCGACUUAUAAAACAUGACUUACGAAUUAAUUCAGGUGCUAAACAUAUAUUAGAUGGUUUGGAUCCUAAUGCUUAUGAGGCUUUUCAAGCAUCUCGUAAUCUACGUGAUGUAGUAGAUCGGGUUUUAACAAAUCAUAAAGAAGCUGAAGAGAAUGGUAAACCAGGUAUUGUGAAGAAAUUAAGUAUAAAGGCCUGUUUAAUGACACCUGUUUUACCUAUGUUGGCUGAAGCAUGUCGAUCAGUAGAACAAGCUAUGAGGAAAUGUCCCAAUGGUUUUUAUGCUGAAAUCAAGUAUGAUGGAGAAAGAGUGCAGGUUCACAAAAAAGGAGAUGAAUUCCGUUAUUUUAGUCGUAGUUUAAAACCAGUGUUAGCACACAAAGUUGCUCAUUUUAAGGAUUUUAUUCCUAAAGCAUUUCCAACAGGUAAUGAUCUGAUAUUAGAUGCUGAAGUUUUAUUGGUUGAUACUAACACGGGAAAUCCUUUACCAUUUGGUACACUGGGAGUACAUAAGAAAGCUGCUUUUCAAGAUGCUACUGUUUGUUUGUUUGUUUUUGAUUGUUUACAUAUUAAUGGUGAAAACUUAAUGGAAAAAACUCUUAAGGAAAGAAGAAGAGUAUUACAAGAAAAUAUGACAGAAGUUAAAAAUCGAGUAAAAUUUUCAGAAUAUCAACAUAUAACUAAAGUGGUACAUCUGCAGGAAUUAAUGGAUAAAGUAUUUCAAGAGGGAUUAGAAGGAUUAGUACUUAAAGAUGUCAAUAGUUUAUAUGAACCUGGUAAAAGACAUUGGUUAAAAGUGAAGAAAGAUUAUUUACAUGAAGGUAGUAUGGCAGAUUCAGCUGAUCUGGUUGUAUUAGGUGCUUAUUAUGGUACAGGCAAUAAAGGUGGUUUAAUGUCUAUAUUUCUACUGGGUGUUUAUGACCCAAAGAGUAAAAAAUGGUGUACUGUAACUAAAAUAGGAAAUGGUCUAGAUGAUAAAACUUUGGAAAGAUUACAAACAGAAUUAGAUAUGGUUAAAAUUAGUAAAGAUGUGGCACGUGUUCCUGGUUGGUUAAAUAUAAAGAAAACUGUUGUACCAGAUUUUGUUGUGGCCGAUCCGAAGACUGCCCCUGUGUGGGAAAUUAUUGGUGCAGAAUUUAGUAAAGCUGAAAUCCAUACAGCUGAUGGAAUCUCUAUCAGAUUUCCAAGGGUACAAAAAAUACGAGAUGACAAAAAUUGGGAGAAUGCAACUGAUUUACCUAGGUUAAAGAAACUAUUUGAUAAAUCUAAAGAGAAGACAGACAUAGGUGGUACAGGUAAAUUAAUGAAACAGAAUGCUAGUACUAGUAGUAAUGGUAGUAAUAUAAAGAUUGAGAUAGAUGAUGAAGAUUCUAACCACAGUAAUAUCACACUAUCAACACCAGUUAAAACACCAAGUAAACGUCGAAUUGAUAGCUCUGAGUCAGUUGUUACACCAGCUAAAAAGAUCAAAGCGGAAUGUAUGUAUGGUGCCAGUUGCUAUCAGACAAGUCCAUCUCAUAAAGCUAAUUAUGAUCAUAAAAGUUCCACCAAGCCUACCACAAGUAAUGGUAGUAAUAGUAAAUUACCAGAUGUUUUUAAAGGAUGUAAGAUUAUUCUACCCCCAGAAAUUAGUAAAUAUAAAGAACUGAGACGUUUUAUUAUAGCAUAUGAUGGUGAUAUAUUACCAGUGUAUGAGAAACACAUAGCAACUCAUAUAAUAUUAAAUAAUAAUGAAACGGUUAAUGGAAAAAGUAAAGCAAAAGUUGUAAAAGUCAACUGGUUGUGGUCAUGUAUAAAGAAAAAGACAUUAGUUUCAACAGACAAAUAUUUAUCAACGUGAUAAAUGCUUGGAAAAAUUAUUUCUUCACAUACAUCAUAAAUUUUCUGAGAUCACCUUCAUUUAUCUGAACAGUACCAAUGGGCAUAGGUCUCUUAGAUGGCAUAUCCCCAAAGCCCAAACACCAAGCCUAUACCAAAACCCAGAGACCUUAUAACAUAGUAAUUUGUAAAGAAACAUUUGAUCAAAAAUUGGAGCAGAUUGUAGUAGCUUUGAUAAGGUGACAUAGACCAGGCCUGGGGUAAUGGUUAUUGAUCACAUUGCUAAAGAUGAGAAAGUAAUUGUAAUGAUCAAAUGGUAAUAUAAUUAAUUACAUUGGCAAUGUAAUGGCCCAAGCCCUGUUGUGGAAGUAUAUUUUUUGUCAUCUGCAUCGGCCGGUCCUUCCAACUUUUCUUGUGAAUACUCAUUAAGUCGUUGGGAAGGAUAAUGACAGGAUGAUGUCUAAAAACUCAGUAUUAAAGUUCAGUUGGGUUGAAUACAGAACCAUAUGAAAAUGUAAGCGAUAGGAUUUUAUAAAACUUGGCGGUAUUGGUCAUUUGUGCCUGUUAAAUUCUUUUUAUUACAAAUUGCCCAUUUAUCCUGUUCAAAUUUAUGAAAUCUUGUGGAUGCGAGAAAAAUCAGAAUUCAAGACUGAAUGUUUAAAAUUUCUAUAUAUUUGCUCAUUGUGGUGCAAGAAAUUUUCAGAUUUUAAAUUUGAAAUAUGUUUUGCAAGUUAUCUCAAUCAGUACUGUACAAACUUUUUAAAAGAAAUGUAAUUUUAAAUAAAUAUCUGUCAAAUGCAAUGUUAAAUAGAAAUCUGUCAAAUGUAAUGUUAAAUAAAUAUCUGUCGAAUGCAAUGUUAAAUAGAAAUCUGUCAAAUGUAAUGUUAAAUAAAUAUCUGUCAAAUGCAAUGUUAAAUAGAAAUCUG
This is a messenger RNA of Patella vulgata (common limpet), 3821 nucleotides long. Its product is annotated as DNA ligase 3. The record is from RefSeq and is a predicted model, not a curated record. NCBI's taxonomy places the organism in Eukaryota, Metazoa, Mollusca, Gastropoda, Patellidae. Gene Ontology annotation, molecular function: DNA ligase (ATP) activity; zinc ion binding; ATP binding. The transcript is spliced from 22 exons. Gene Ontology annotation, biological process: DNA recombination; mitochondrial DNA repair; DNA biosynthetic process. Bases 131 to 2917 code for a protein of 928 amino acids. Gene Ontology annotation, cellular component: DNA ligase III-XRCC1 complex.